AUGUCGACCAUGGAGUGUUUGAGAUCCUUCGACAGUUCCCAGCUACCAUCUGCGCCACCCCUCGACGUCGUUGCGAACAAAUCUUCGGCCACCACGAAGCAGUCCCAGCCUUCUUGGAUCGCCAACCUACGCCACAAAGCUUCGAUUGGAUUGAGGGGAUAUGAUUACCACUUGUGCCGCGCUGAGAAUGCUGUACCCAGCGAGAAAACCUCGGAUGAUACGAUCUCAAUUACAUACAAUUCGAACUCGAUAUUUGCUCCUGCGAACCAUCAUCCCGAGCUGUUAACGUCAAUUUCCCCUAAGCAGAUUGGCAUCGAUGCCCGGGUUCUCCGCAAUGCAGACUUCCGAAAGAGCUCGUCUUUGUCCAAUGCUACUUCCGUCGACAAUCCAUUCUCGGACGAACCCUCCGUGACUCCACCGGAAAUGCUUAAACUCGAGACCGACACCCAGCAAGCUCACGAUCCCCUUGCAGAUUGCCAUCCGACCCCGGAUAGUUUUAAGGUUGUCGAUGACCCCAUUCCUGAUCCGUUGACAGCCGCCCAACAAUAUCGUACUCAACAAGGCUCGUUCUGGGAGAGUGUCAAACGUGUCCUAGCGACAUCUUUCCUCCACCCUGCAAAUCUAACAGAAACCGAGUUUGUCUCGUUGGUUUGCACCCAUGGAGAACAAAAACCAGCAUGGUUUGAGAAGAAUAGGCUCCGCGUAGCACAUCGUGCUGUAAACCAGUGGGUUACGGCACACAAAACCUUAAUCAAUGCUGGGAUACCUCCGAGGGAGCUGAGGGGGCGCCUUCUGGAUGCUUUUGAGUGGAUGGACAAAACAGAGCAAAAUAUGUUCAUCCAUAGCUACAAACUCCUGCAGAGGCACAUUCUGAUGGAUGCCGCAAGCCUCAAUCUCACAUACGCAGAGCAGGAGAAAUUCCUGUCUCUAGCUCUUCCCGGGAAGUAUGACUUUGUCAAAGCUUAUAGGGUCAAUCAGAUGAACGAACUUUGGAAUACCACGAAGUCCACACGUCGCAGGCCAGUUAAACCGAAGUUCAAGGGUGUGAGAAGAGCCAAAGCGAAGCCGCUGAGGGUUCGCAAGCCAAGACCUGAUGAACUGCGAAACCGCACCUCUCCCAGCCAAAGUUGCGAUGAGGCGAAUAAUGAUCAACCUCACAAUACCAGCUCUGAACACGGAUCCCGAGAGGUGUCUGUUUCGGCUCCAGGCACCGGAGAAGCACUCACAUCGUUGAGCACAAUCGCUGUUGAUAAUGAUGUCUCUCUUCAAGGUUCCAAGGUAGAUAGCGGCAUUGAGAAUGUUCCGCCUCGACGUCACACGAUAAGUCGGCAGGCUCUAGGCGACGUAUCCGAAGUCCCUUAUAAAGCUCCGACCCCUAGGGAGAAGUCGGGCAAAGCUCGUAAAGAUGGGAGAAUUGUCGAUGACAAGAUCACAGCCAAUCCCUUCGAGAUCGGAGAAUACAAUCCAGCUGGGCCCCGAAUGUGUCGUACGGAUUCGGCUGUAUGUUUAGAAAGGAGUCAUCCCCGGAGAAACUCAGUCUCAGCCACGACGUUCUAUUGCCAAGGAGCUGAUGGGAACUAUGAUGCCCGAACUCUCAAGAAGUCCCUGACCACCAUCACUUCUAAAGCCUCAGCAACCACCAGCAAGAGCAUACUGAAGAAUUCUCCAUCUGCUGAUCCGGACAUAUCCGAGGAAGAUGCCAAGGGCUUUCGUAUCGAGUUCGUAGAACGCCGGUCUGUUUCUUCUAAGGCAUCCGAGUCAACACCUCCUGCCCCUUCAUGCGAGCCUGCAUCUGUUGAGAGCGAGUCUCGCAACGACUCGGGUGGCACGAAAUGCUUGAGAAAGAAGAUCAGCACCUUCUUUGGAACUCUCGCGCGACGGGAAAAGGUUGUGGCGAAAGAUACUGACGCUUAA
Messenger RNA from Venustampulla echinocandica, 1914 nucleotides. RefSeq lists its product as uncharacterized. The record is from RefSeq and is a predicted model, not a curated record. The transcript has a single exon. The coding region runs from base 1 to 1914 and encodes 637 amino acids. Lineage: Eukaryota; Fungi; Ascomycota; Leotiomycetes; Helotiales; Pleuroascaceae.